Messenger RNA from Daldinia loculata, 1348 nucleotides. RefSeq names its product S-adenosyl-L-methionine-dependent methyltransferase. The coding region runs from base 232 to 1158 and encodes 308 amino acids. Gene Ontology annotation, molecular function: methyltransferase activity. NCBI's taxonomy places the organism in Eukaryota, Fungi, Ascomycota, Sordariomycetes, Xylariales, Hypoxylaceae. The transcript has 11 exons. The record is from RefSeq and is a predicted model, not a curated record.
AGAGGAGAUCAGACUGCCUCCUCGUCGAGAGGGUGGUGAGCGUUGAUGGUGUUGGAAGCCCAAACCGAGCAUGCCGGACUGGAUAAAAACCGUCAUUCGGGAGCCUAUAGCUGUUCAUCCAGGCCACACAUCAUCUCGAACACAUAGCCUGUCAGCUGGAAGACAGCCUCACGGUAUUCUCAACUAGAUAUUUUGCUUGGUUCCCCUUAACAGAACUAGCGUUAUUAUAAAAUGACUGGGCACGCCGACACCGAAGAGGUCACCGACGAAGUGCGCGAAACUUUUACCCACCACAACAGAAUAUACCAGCGCUGUUCAGUGGACCGCAGGAUAUAUCUUGUGCCUGUUGAUGAGGAUGAGACUAUUCGCUUGCGCAUCCAGUACGACGUCUUAGCCAUGGUGUUCGACGGGAGAUCUAUCUUCCCACCCAUGGGUGCUCUAAGGCGAGUACUCGACUGUGGCUUCGGAACGGGAAUGUGGGCUUUCCAAGUGGCUUGGGAGAAUCCUAGGUGCGAGGUCAUUGGCAUCGACGUGAGCCCCCAUCAUUAUAACCCCGAGGAGAGUGUUGAGAACCUUUACCUUAAUGUCGACAACUUGAACAUGCCGCUUUCGUUUCCUUCCAAUCAUUUCGACCUCGUGAAUAGCAGACUUGUAGCCGGAGGCAUCGACCGUAACCGAUGGAACGAAUACAUGCGUGAUAUCCUCCGGUGUCUGCGCCGAGGUGGAUGGUGCCAAAUGGUUGAAAUCGAUUACAACGCACAGUCCGACAAUGGUACAUUGACAGACGGUCACGCACUUCGCCAAUGGUCAGACAAAUACAGCCGAGCAAUGUCGCAGCUCAAAAACGUCGAGGCGCCACGACGUCUUGCGCAUUGGAUGAGGCAAGCUGGCUUCACCGAUGUCGAGGAGCGAAUGAUCCCCUUACCCAUGUGCGGCUGGUCUGAUAUCCAGAGAGACUUUGAUAUUGGUGUUCACAACCAAGAAAACGUCCGAUUGCUGCUCGGGUCUUUAGCCUUGUACCCGUUCACGGAGCUACUAAACAUGACUAUUACGGAAUUCCACGUCUUGGUGGCACAGGCGAGAGCAGAAGCUACUAACCCUGCACUCAAGCCAUAUUUUCGGUUAUACGUAUGCGUGGGUAGAAAGCCGAGGCGCUGAGGUCGGCGGGAACUGGUUUGGCGGCUCUCCCGGAAGGAAACCUUGCCGCAGUGGAGGUGGAGAGGCAAGGUAUACGGCGGGUCAAAGCAGACGCAGGUUAGACUAAUCGGGUCAACACCGUAUCGCUUGCUCGGUCGUUCAUCCUGGGAGAAAGGGGGUGGGGGCUCGAUUGUGUAGAGAUGGGUUGUGU